AUGCUGCGGUCGUCGGAAUUUCUUUGUGGUACUCACGAUGAUGAGCUGACGGAAGAAGCAUUUCAAGCUGCUCUCAGUCCACAGUCGGUCAAGUCGAGUUUACGCGACGGUGGAGACCUUGAUCCUGGAGAUGAUGACAUUUUUGAAAAUGCUUCUCAACCUGAACAGUGGCCUCGCUUGCAGGAAAUUCCCACUAUUCUGGUCAAUGGGAGGAGAUUGUCUGGAUCUAGCAAUACUGGCUCCCAUUACGUAACAGCUCCGGAUCAGGUUAGGUGUCGAGAGGGCGACGGUGAAGUACUGGAGGCGACGACGACAUCGGGUCGGAGUGAGCGUCUUUCUAGCGAGGAUCAAAACACACGCACUGAAAGUAGCGGAACGACAGCAUACGUCUCAACAGAGUCUCCUCAGGGAUCAGGAGAUACUAGAAGAGCAUCCAGCUAUCGGUUGAGCACCAACAACGUCGCAGAUGAGGCUGAACCAGCUACGGCUCAGAUGUACUCCUCCAACGCAAGUCUUCAUGCAUCUAAUGCCCACAUUCCUCUCACUGCUUCUCGUCAGAGUGUGCGGUUGAGCACCAACAACGUCGCAGAUGAGGCUGAACCAGCUACGGCUCAGAUGUACUCCUCCAACGCAAGUCUUCGUGCUUCUACUGCUCACAUACCUCUCACUGCUUCUCGUCAGAGUGUGCGGUUGAGCACCAACAACGUCGCAGAUGAGGCUGAACCAGCUACGGCUCAAAUGUACUCCUCCAACGCAAGUCUUCAUGCUUCUGACGCGCACAUUCCUCUCACUGCUUCUCGUCAGAGCGUGCGGCUGAGCACCAACAACGUCGCAGAUGAGGCUGAACCAGCUACGGCUCAAAUGUACUCCUCCAACGCAAGUCUUCAUGCUCUGACGCGCACAUUCCUCUCACUGCUUCUCGUCAGAGUGUGCGGUUGA
Molecule: messenger RNA, 939 nt
Organism: Cooperia oncophora
Lineage: Eukaryota; Metazoa; Nematoda; Chromadorea; Rhabditida; Trichostrongylidae
Source: the annotation of a GenBank genome assembly